Molecule: messenger RNA, 1119 nt
Organism: Penicillium soppii
Lineage: Eukaryota; Fungi; Ascomycota; Eurotiomycetes; Eurotiales; Aspergillaceae
Exons: 1
Coding region: 1-1119 (372 amino acids)
Source: RefSeq, a predicted model, not a curated record
AUGCCCUCAUGGGGAAGACCACCGGGGGCACGACUGGGGAGAAAUAACAGGGGAGGCCCGUGGGACGGGAGCCGGGUAGAGGAGGUGGACAGUGAGGAGGAUGUCUACGGACGGGAGAUGGUGCGCAGUGGGCGAUACACACGACAACUGGAGUAUGGGGGACGAGUGGCACGCAGGCGUGCAGAAUAUGAAGAGCUGACAGAUGAAAAUGACUCGGUCGAUGGGGGUGAUUUCGAUCUAUACGAUCACGAAGAUAGUACCGUGGCGUACGCGGUGCAACUGGCCAUGCGAGAUAAGGAGGAUCAGUUGGUGGAUACGGCGCUGGAGCGAAUUCGUCGCGCGCAGAUGCUAGGGCAGAAGAACGUCCGACUAUCGAAACGCGAGCUGGAUGCCUUGGAGCGGAAGCGCCAACAGGGGGAUGCAGGAUCCCGGCGGUCCAAACAAAAUACCUCGCGACCGUCCUCUCGGCGCAAUGGAGGCGGAGAACAACCAGCCGCCUAUCCUUCUUUCGCACCAGACGCACAUAGCUGGGCUCGUUCGAGUGUUUCCAGUCGGCCUACCAGCUCGUCCUCUGCGCGUCCGCGGACCCCUACAACACAAUCGCUUCGGCCCCAGCAAUCCAACUCUCCGCUUCGCCCUCCCUAUCCACCAUACACCCCUGAGCGCUUUGCGCCAAAUGGCCGACCACAGUCCAUGCAACAAUCGCCUAUAUAUCCACGGCCACUGCCGGACGACCCCCAAUGGGCGCCACCUUACUACAACCCCAUGCAAAUGAGUCCAUACGGAGAAACCACACCCCAUCAACCGCAACUUCCUUCCGACCUUCGUGUCGGCCCUCAGAAUCGAAUGAGUUUCCCUAGCUCUCCCUAUGCAGCCUACCAGUCCCCCACCCGCAGACGUACAUCACAAAGCUCAACACAGCCUCCAGCGCAACCACAAACUCGGGCUCCAGCUGCGGCUGCGUCCGAGUCUGAGGAAUCCAGCGAAGAAGAGUCGGAGAGCAGUGAAGACGAAGUACAGAUUGUGAAGGCGAGCAAGGUGGCAGAGCGUCCGACGCCGGUUCAGAGGUCAAAGGUGUCUGGGGGGCGUGGUGGUACUCGGAAACGAACGAGUCGUUAA